AACUCAAGAAUAGUACUGCACAUCUUCCUCUUCCGCUCAUGAAGUAGUUCUACAAGAACCUGAUGAUGCCCCCAGAGUUGCAAGUCGGUAGCAGAUGUGUGAUGGAACUGCACGAUCUGCAGCUUACCACAAGGAUUGCAGGAUACUGUUUAAGAUUUCAGAGAUAGAUUGUUCUAUGAUCAUAAACAUCAUCUUUUCAUGUGGCGAGGAUUUCACUUGAUCCAGAGAAGCCGAUGUCAUCCAGCACAGCCACCAGCGGUAUUGAUGAGGCUCUGCAUGCACUCAGGUCAGCGAGCAGUUCUCUGCAAAAUAUUCACUUCCACCAGUCUCAAAUCAGUUCAAGCUCUUGCCAGAUAGCAGAGAAUUCGAUGAGCAUCAACAUCUCUACGAACAGAGAAGGUGCUCGAUUCCUCUGUCAGCUUCUUGGUGAGAUGGCAGUGCAAGGGGGCAGCUUCAAGAAUCUCAUGAACUUGGCAUUUAAUGGAAUGCAGUGGGAGCAGAGGCAACUUGAGAGCUUGUGUUCGUUGCUCGAUGUCAGUCCAAGCCUCAUAUACCUGGAGUUCCAAAGAAACAGGUUCCGCAACGAAGGCGUGCGAGAGCUAUCAGAAAUGCUCGAAAGAAACAAAGCAAUCAAAGCAGUCAUAUUCUCCCAGUGUCGGAUCGAGGCGGCCGGUGCGAGCCUUCUGUCGUCGGCGUUGACGAAGAACGACACACUGGAAGAACUCCAGAUAUGGGAGGACUCGAUCGGUUCGAGAGGAGCCGAAGACCUCGCGAGAGCGAUUGAGGUGAACCCAACACUAAAACUGCUGAUCGUAUUCGACAAGGAAUCCAUCACUGCAACACCGCUCAUCUCCGCGAUACUAGCAAGGAGUCGGAAUAUGGAAGUUCAUAUAUGGAGUAGAGAUAAUGGUGACAGGAGCUCCAAGGUAGUCGAGUUCACCCCUGAAGACAACACCCUGAGGAUCUACAAGCUUGAGGCUUCAGGUUCCCGGAGAGUGGCCUGUGCAUUGGCAUGGAAUUCUACUGUGAGGACCCUAGACAUGUCAGGAAUUCGUCUGAGAUCGAGGUGGGCGAAGGAGUUCAGAGUGGCCUUAGAACAGAACACAAGCCUGAAAGAUGUCAGAUUGUCAAGAACUUGCCUUAGAGACAAGGCAGUGGUGUAUGUAGCUGCCGGGCUUUUCAUGAACCAGAGCUUAGAGAACUUGCAUCUGGAUCAGAACUGGUUGACUGGAGUCGGUGUGGAGCAUCUGCUGUGUCCCCUGAGCAGGUUCUCUGCGCUGCAAAAUCAAGCGAACACGACAUUGAGAUCAUUGGUUUUCGGGGGAGGGAAGACAAAGAUCGGAAAAGCAGGUUUAGCAGCGAUCCUUAGAAUGCUGGAGACGAACCAGACCAUUGUUCGAUUGGGCAUCUGCGGUGAUGCUAGUUUGAAGCCAGAUGAUAUCGUCAAAAUCUUCAGGAUCUUGGAAAGAAAUGCAACACUACGGUGGCUAUCCUUGGAAGGGUGUGCAGGGGUUCAAGGAGAAAUGGUGUUGCAGGCCAUAAUGGAGACCUUGCAGGUCAAUCCUUGGAUCGAAGAGGUCGAUCUUGGUCGAACACCUUUGCAAAUCGCUGGGAAGACGGAUGGGAUCUACGAGAAGCUGGGGCAGAACGGGAGCAUGGUGGCAGAGGAUGACUUGGUUGAUGACUUGCCACUGACCAUGCCCAGAUGCUGCAGAAUCUUCCUCUGUGGCCAAGAAGAUGCAGGAAAAAGCACCCUGUGUAACUCCAUCUUCUGCAACAUGAACUCUUCGAAGCUACCUUACGCGGAUCAGAUGAGAAGUCUGGUGACUUCUAUCGAGCAGAUCAUGCGAAGGGCAGUCAUCAAGAUAAAGACUAUAUAUGAUGGUGAUAUAAAGAUCUCGAUCUGGAACCUCGCUGGUCAACAUGAGAACUUUGCAUUACAUGACCUCUUCUUUCCAGGCUAUGGAAGCCCCUCGUUCUUCCUGAUAGUAUCCAGCUUGCUCCAAAAGCCUGCCAACAAAGAACCGAAGAGCCCAGAGGAGAUUGAGGAUGACCUCCUCUACUGGCUCAAGUUCAUAGUUUCAAACUCCAGGAGGGCAACAGCACAGUCCAUGCUACCAUAUGUCACCAUAAUUCUCACCCACUCCGACAGAGUGUCGCAGCAAUCGGGCGUCCUGCAGUCAACUGCUAAUUCCAUACAAAGACUCAAGGAGAGGUUCCAAGGUUUUGUGGAUUUCUAUCCCACUGUCUUCAUGGUAGAUGCAAGAUCAUCCAUGUCAGUGAGCAAACUCGCACAUCAUCUGCGAAAAACCAGUGAAACCAUCCUCCAAAGGGUUCCCCGAGUCUUUGAGUUGUGCGAUGACCUGCGAACAAUCCUGUCAAAUUGGAGGUCUGAAAACUGCAACAAGCCAGCGUUGAGAUGGAAGGAAUUCGGUGAGUUGUGCCAGCUUAAAGUCCCAGCAUUGAGAAUUCGAUCGAGGCACAACAACAUCGACAGGGUGGAGCGGCGGCGGCGUGCAGUAGCAAAUUCUUUGCACCACAUCGGAGAGGUGAUCUUCUUCGACGAUCUCGGGUUUCUGGUCUUGGACUACGAAUGGUUCUUCGGAGAGGUGCUCAGCCAGCUGGUAACAUUAGAUGCAGCAAACAUGGAAAGAUUCGAGAAAAUUGGCUUUGUGAGCAGGACAGACCUGGAGAAGAUGUUAAGAAGAACAAUGCAGCAUCAGAAUCCUCUGAUGGGCUCAAAAGUGCACGACAAUAUGGAGGCUGGUGAUCUCAUAAAGAUGAUGCUAAAAUUGGAACUGUGCUAUGAACAAGAUCCUGGUGACCCACAAACUCUUCUUCUGAUACCAUCAAUUCUUGAAGAAGGCAGAGGAAGAAAUCAGGGAUGGCAACCGAGCUCUCCUGAUUGUGUCUAUGUUGGGAGGCAACUGGAAUGUGAUCACUGGCACAUGUUUCUGACAAAAGGCUUCUUUCCCAGACUACAGGUGAAUCUAUACAACAAAAUACUGGGAUCCAAGAACCAACAAGGUGCAGUUUACAGCCUAGAGAGAAACCUCAUCUGCAUGAUCAUCAAUGGAGUCCAUGUCAGAGUGGAAAUUGGGGGUCAACUCGGCUCCUACAUCGAUGUUCUUGCGUGUUCUACGAAGACCGUCACGGAAACUCUCAGACUCUUCCACCAUCUCAUAAUCCCAGCAAUCCAAAGUAUGUGCCCCAGCAUCACCUUCGCAGAGAACAUUAUAAGACAAGACUGUGUCAGAUAUCUGAUACCAUCGAGGUCGAGGAAAACCCAGUGUGUGCCUCUGCAACAGAUAAAGCAGGCUUUGCUCUCCAUGCCCGCAGACAGCAUGUACGAUUACCAGCACACCUGGAGUUCACUCGUGAGCAAUAACAAGCUCAUCUUGCAGUCUGGUUCAGAUUAUGCAAGAGGUCUACUGUCCGAUGAGGAUUUCCGAGAGGUGCUACACCGGAGGUACUACGAUCUGCGUCAUCUCGCCGUGGAGCUGGCCGUGCCAUUUGAGAGCUCGCAGGAGUCUGCCAAAGUGGUCGUAAACGACGCUCAACACACCAUCGAACCCUCUCUAUCGGGCAUCGCGAAGGGCGUAGAAGUAGUUCUGCAGCGGCUGAAAGUUCUGGAGCAGGAAAUCAAGGAUCUGAAGCAGGAGAUUCAAGGACUCAGAUACUACGAGCACCAGCUUCUCAUCGAGCUUCACAGGAAGGUCGACUAUCUCGUGAGCUUCGACGUCCAGUUGGAAGAAAGGAAGGUGCCGCGUCUGUUCUACUUCGUCCAGGUACAGAACAACUCCAGAAGACUGAUCACGACACUGCUUCCGGGCAUGACGUCGCUUCGGCUGCACAUGCUGUGCGAGUUCAAGAGGGAGAUGCAUGUGGUGGAAGACCAGAUGGGCUGUGAGCUGAUGCAGGUAGAUAACCAGGCGAUCAAGUGCUUGCUGCCUUACAUGAGUGGAUUGAUGAAGCUCCUGACUUUUGCUCUCAAGAUAGGAGCGCACGUUGUGGCAGGGAUGGGGCAUAUGAUACCUGAUUUGGCAAAGGAGUUCGCUCACCUGAUCGACUCGUCGCUUCUGUACGGAGGGGCGGCCGCCAUGACCGCCGGGGCCAUCGGAUACGCAGCAACCGGACAAGGAGGAAGAAGGUUCAGAAGCAGAAGUGGAGAGAGAAACAUGGCGCAGGAGGUGGUAGGUGCCCAGCAAUGGCUAUUAGAUUUCUUGAACUCUCAGAGGAUUGCAACCGGAAAGGACAUAGCUGAGAGAUUUGGCUUAUGGAGGGUGAGGUACAGUGACACCGGUAAUAUUGCAUGGAUCUGCAGAAAACACAUGAUACUGAGAAGAAAUGAAGUCAUGGAGGUGCCAGUUUGACGCAUAUAGAUUUAUCAUCACAUCUAUCUUGUUGCUUCGUUGAACAAAAUCAAAUAAUUGUUUUACAUGUAGAUCCAAGAGAGAGCUUCCUACUCCACUCCACCUUCGACA
Musa acuminata subsp. malaccensis (wild Malaysian banana) is the source of this 4484-nucleotide messenger RNA. RefSeq names its product protein TORNADO 1. The record is from RefSeq and is a predicted model, not a curated record. Gene Ontology annotation, molecular function: protein binding. NCBI's taxonomy places the organism in Eukaryota, Viridiplantae, Streptophyta, Magnoliopsida, Zingiberales, Musaceae.